AUGUUUAUUAUUAAUUCGACUGCAAUUACCAAUGAUCAAAAAUAUGUUAUAGGUGCAACUAAUACAGGAGUACUUUACAUUUGGGAUUUUGAAACCAUUCUCAUUGAAAAUAGCAGCCGAACAUAAGAAAAGACGUAUUAUCAUAAUAAAUAAAUAAUUAGACAAAAUACUUUAAUAUACAAAGCCUCUUAUAAAUUUCCACUAUUUAAAGACUCAAUAUAAUAAAUAAUACUUAUUCAGGAAAGUCUUUAUUGUGCAGUUGCCAAUAAGUUGUAUCAAGUUCAAAUUUAAACAUUGAUAUCUCCUAAUCAAAUUAUAGACACAGAUCUAAAUACUUCUGUUUUAAUUGUAAAUUCUUACAUAUUUAAUCUAAAGUAAUCUUUUUAAGAAGAUAUUGAAUUCAUCAAAUACAAUAGUGAUAAUCUAAUAGUUGCCGUUGGUUCUAGAUUAUAUUUUAUUGAUUUACAGCACGAAAACAAUAUUAUUGAGUAUUUAAGAUUUUAUAAAAAAAAGAGAGAUUGAUAUAACCCAAUCGAUUAAUGAUAAUAUUUAUACUUUAGUACCAAUCAAAGAAGUCAAAAUAACUUGUUUGGCUGUUAUAGGGUAGAAUUUUUUAGCAAUUGGAUCAGAUGUUGGAAUUAUAGGAAUUUGGUGUAUGAUAUAUUACUUAUUUAAUUUAAGCUACAUCAACAUAUUCAUUUCAAUCUGUGCUCAGUUUUAAAGCACCAAAUUAAGAAUUAUCAUAUGUUAACGAUGUACUUUUAUUUUUGCUUAAUUUUAUUAGAUUUUAUAUUUGGAAGAUUAACAACAAAUUAUUAGCUUGCAUAAGAAUCAUUUAGUUAUUUGGAAUUCUAUUUUAAGAAAUGAUGAUGAAAUUAGACCAAUUUCUGAUUAUUACAAAAUGUGUCUAUUCCAAAACAAUGUAAUUUUCUCAUUUUAUUUUAGAUCUAUUUAACUAAAGGAAAUAGAUAAAUUGAAUAAAUGAAUUCAAAAAUAACUCUUUAAACAUCAUCUGAUGUGAUAUUACAAUUUAGCACAAUUUGUUAUUAGAAUAGUAAUAUUCUUAUAGCAAAUGGUUCAAGUCCAUUUGUCGAUAUUUAUGUAGAUAAAAAUUAUACAUUGGCAUUAAGUUGUUUAUGACAUAUUAAAAAAUAUCAGGU
Messenger RNA from Paramecium sonneborni, 1160 nucleotides. NCBI's taxonomy places the organism in Eukaryota, Ciliophora, Oligohymenophorea, Peniculida, Parameciidae. The record is from the annotation of a GenBank genome assembly.